Messenger RNA from Alternaria burnsii, 335 nucleotides. RefSeq lists its product as uncharacterized. The record is from RefSeq and is a predicted model, not a curated record. The transcript is spliced from 3 exons. Lineage: Eukaryota; Fungi; Ascomycota; Dothideomycetes; Pleosporales; Pleosporaceae. The annotation marks the transcript as partial.
GUGACCUCGAUUACCGGGUACAAGCUCGCAUACGGCCAGUCAGCCUGUCUGACUUGAGCGCAGAAGAGCUUGAGAGCAGGUUCAAUGAGGAACUGUUCAGAAUCACUCUCCUCCUUGUCGGCACCAUCCUCAUGCUAGCCAGGAAAGACAUGAGUUUAGAAGACGAAGCCUUUGCUCGUACCCAGGAUACAAGAUUGCAGUGGUUACACGACAUAGUCAUAGCUAAGAGCGCGAGGACUGAUGAGCAGAACAAAUACCUCCAGGACUACAAGCAUACUCACCAAUUUGAAGGCUGGCUAAACUUCGUCUGUGUUGUCAUCCAUGAACUGGAAUAG